AGAGAUUCCUGCCACAUUGUGCAGCAACCACUUUUCUUGUCCGGAUCGAAGGCCAAACGAAGUUUGAUCGUGCUCAAAUUUUAGUAUGUUGUUCCUUACAUACUCCUCUUCAAAUCCAAUAGUCAGUUUCUCGUAUUGAUGCCCGGAAGGUGGUUUCCUUGCUGCGUUUUCAGACCUACGUUUUUUUGGGAGUUUUUACUCCAUUUUUGGUGAAUUGUUGAUUGUUGUUGUUCCCAGUUCAUCACACAUUCACACCUUUCCACAAUCAUUAGAUUUACUGUAAUCGUUGAAUUCUCCAUUUCCUCUCGCUGAAAGUGCGAUCGAUCGAUUCCCCCUCUCCCCCCGUGUUUGUGUGGGCACGGGGAGCUUCCGGUCCGGUGAUUUCACUUGCGGCGGCUCCUGAGAGAAUGCGAAUCCGAUUUCUACGCCUUUGGAGCUCUUGGCCUUCUUUCAUGCACGACUCGAGUGGGGAAAUGAAGAUUUAAAGCCUUUUCUUUUAGCUCUAAAAGCUACUCCACUUUUUCUUUUUGUGUUUGUAUUUGUGAGUGAUCAACUUCACGGCUCCGUUCCACAUUGCGGCGGAAAUAGGUUAGGGUUCUUCUUUUGGAGCUAGGGUUUCUUCGAGGUGAAAUUUGCAUCUAAAAGGAAAGUAAAAAAGCACUCUCCUGUUCUGAUUUCCGGAUCUCGAUCAUAUUGAGAUAUACGGCAUUGUUUCAGUAUAUCGUUGGGGGGUUUAGGGUUCUGAAAGGAGAGAAUUGAGAAGGACUCCUCCCCUAAUCCCAGCUUUGGUUCGGCUGCGACUGGCUAUGAGGUUAGGGGGUCUGAUUUUGAGGUGUUUUCAGUCACCAAAAAGGGAAAAGGGUUCCUAAACUUGCGACUUUUACAACUGUUCAAAGCACUGGAUCGCCUCUCUUUAAUUAUUAUCUGUUGAGAAUUCUUCUUUUUUGGCAUUUAGAAUCAGAUUCUUCUACGAACAUUCUGAAUUUGAAGCCCUAAAGCUGGUCAACCGUGAUUGUGAAGCUUCUUCAUCAGUUGAUGCAAUCCUAAUUAGCCGCUCCAGUCAAGAUUUCAUUUCUCUGGCUAUUGGAUUAUACUCUGAAGUAUCGAUGGGGCUUCUGGGAGGUCAAUGGAUCGCUCUGCUCAUAUGGGUUUUAUGGUUGCCACAGUUAGGCAGGACUCAGCCAUCUGCUUCCGCUCGGGCACUAGAUUCACUUCUCCAAGACUAUGCUUUUCGUGAUGCAUUUGGUCCGCGUCCCAAGACUGGUGUGGUUUAUGACGGAACUGUCCCUUCGAAUCUGACAGGGAUUAAGGUUUCUGCACUGAGGCUUAGGAGUGGUAGCUUACGCAGGAGAAACAUAACUUUCAAAGAGUUUCAGAUGCCAGUUGGUGUCAUAGGGUACCCUUAUGUCGUAAGGCUUGCCUUAGUCUAUCAGAACUUGGGCAAUUGGUCUCUCAAGUGUUACCCUCUAUCAUCUGGGUACAUUUACUUAUCACCAGUUCUUGGUCUUCUUGCUUAUGAUGCGGCAAACCUGUCGGCCACUAACUUGCCAGAGUUGAAUAUCACAGCAACUGGUCAGCCCAUCUCUAUAUCCUUUCCCAAGAUGAAGUCCGUUCCCGGUAAAUCCAUUCCAAAGUGUGUGUCAAUUGAUCUGAACGGCUCUGUUAGUUUCAGCAAUGUGUUGUCUGGAAACAUAUGUAACACCUUCAAACAAGGACAUUUCUCGAUUGUGGUUGAAUCCAUUGCUCCUUCUCCUGCACCAAUGUCUUCUUCUUCUUCACCAAUGCCGCCACCUGAAGGAGCUCCUCCUAAGCAAGCAAAACAAGCGCCAGGCCACAAUAAGACAAGAAAGGUCGGGAUCAUAGUGGGGUCCGUGGUUGGAGGGUUGGUGGUUUUGGUUUUGUUAGGUGCUCUUACGGCGUGGGCGUGCAGUUACAAAAGGAAGAAGAAGAUGCAAGAGAUGGAAAUGGCUUCCGAGGUGGGGGAAGGGUUACAUAUGGUGAGGGCCGGGAACACAAAAGCACCUGCUGCUGCUGUAACAAGAACCCAACCGAUACUGGAGACCGAAUACGUCCCUUAAGUACAUCAUCAUCGCCACCCUUUCACGUUCAAGUUUCAUUCACACAGAUGAAUUCUUAUUUGACUCCAUUUUGUUGGUUUAUUCAUAUUAUUUUUUUAUUUAUCAAGGUAGGUUUUGGUUGGUAGUGGCGUGUGGGUAUUACAGAGAGGGUUAUUGUGUACAUAAUAAUCAUCUGUUGCCUUCCACAAAGUGUUCAGAUUUGUUUUCUGGUGUGCGUUUAGGCUUUACUACCUCCCCAGUUUGACUAUAUAUAUUUGUGAUCAUUCUUACCCUCCCACCCCAUUGAGAAGGAAUAAAAUUUGUCAUUCUCC
Molecule: messenger RNA, 2389 nt
Organism: Cuscuta campestris
Lineage: Eukaryota; Viridiplantae; Streptophyta; Magnoliopsida; Solanales; Convolvulaceae
Source: the annotation of a GenBank genome assembly